CAGUCUCCAAGAGAAUGGAAUCAUCGGUUUGAUGAGUUUAUGAUAAGGGAGAACUACGCCAGAAGCCAAUAUGAUCCAUGUGUUUACACAAAGGGAGAUUCACUGCAAGUUAGAGUGUUUCUACUGUUGUAUGUCGACGAUAUGUUGAUAGCCUCAAAGAGUAGAGCUGAGAUCAACGGGUUGAAGGAGUUACUGAAGUCAGAAUUCGACAUGAAGGACCUGGGGGCAGCCAGACGUAUACUGGGCAUGGACAUCUUCAGAGAUAAAGGAGCAGGCCGGUUAGUGCUGUCACAGGAGAGAUAUCUCAGCAAAGUUCUAAAGACGUUCAACAUGGAAGAAUCCAGAGAGGUUCAAACUUCUAUUGGGUCGCAAUUUAGGCUUAAGGCGUUAACCAAGAAAGAAGCAGAGGAGCAAGUUGCAGAGAUGGAAGAGGUCCCGUACGCGAGUGCAGUCGGGAGCAUUAUGUAUGCUAUGGUCGGGUCAAGGCCAGACUUAGCAUAUGCUAUUGGACUGGUAAGCAGGUAUAUGGGAAAGCCGGGUAGAGAACAUUGGGCAGCAGUUAAAUGGAUAAUGCGUUAUCUUAGAGGUGCAGCGGGUUAUAGUUUGGUGUUUACCAAGGGCUCAGACUUCUUAGUUCGGGGGUUUUGCGAUUCAGACUAUGCUGCAGACCAAGAUAAGAGCAGAUCGAUCUCAGGGUUUGUGUUCACUGUUGGGGGUAAUACAGUUAGUUGGAGGUCAUGUCUACAGAAAGUCGUGGCACUUUCAACAACAGAAGCGGAAUAUAUUUCACUGUCAGAGGCUAGCAGAGAAGCAAUAUGGUUAAAAGGGAUCUGUGAGGACUUGGGGUUUGAGCAAGAGGCAGCGGAGAUUCAGUGUGAUUCACAGAGUGCAAUAUACUUGUCCAAGAACAAUAUGUUUCAUGAGAGGACGAAACAUAUGAAGGUGAAGUAUAAUUUCAUUCGUGAAGUGGUUGCAGAUGGUCAAGUCAGAUUUCUGAAGGUUCAUACGUCAAAAAAUGCAGCUGACGUAUUGACGAAGGCUCUACCAGGUGAUAAGUUCAGAGAACAUAUCAAGACCUUAAAGGUCUUGGAAGCUUGAGUUAUUCGAGCAAAAGGGAUCAUCUCAAGGAUUGGGUGAACGAGAUGAUGCAGUGGAUCAGCAGAAGUUGAGGUUGUCACCUGGAAUCAGCAGGAUUUGUAAACAAGAAGCUGAGGUAUGUAUAACAAGUUCGGAGUCGUAGAACUUGUGGUUGCCAGGAUCUAAGAGUUCACUAUAAGUAUCAAGAGUUGAUACGAGCUUGAGGAAGGAAGCAUGAACCAAGGUGGAGUUUGUGAGAAUUUGUGGUUCAUUGCUUGAAGCUCAAAGAACGCAACGGUUAUAUCAGUCACACGAAUUGGGCCGAACAGUUGCGGAUCGACAGAAUGGAAAAGACUAAUGGGCCUACGAGAUAUUGAUGAAGCCCAAGAAGAGUAGUUAGCUCGUGGAGAGGAGUGACGAGCUGAUCUGUUAUAUAUGGUCACUCUCAGGUUGUUGAGAGUUGACUUGUACUCAAGAAAACGAUCUGUCGAUCAUAUAGUGAAUUCCAGAAAAGAAGAUCCUGAAGAGAGAAGUACCCAGGGAGAUUCGGGGAACUCUAUAAUUCGCUUGUGUCUUUGCUUUUCUUCUUUAACAAACAAACGAGUGAGUGAGAGAGAGCGACAGAGAUCAAACGAGAGAGAGAGAGAGAGAGAGAGAGAUCGAAUCAAAUCAGGCGAACGAGUGAAUCGAUUAGUAUCGGCUACAGGACUGGUAGACAAACCAGUUUUUGAUAAAAAUGCAUAAUUUUUUAUUUAACCGAUGAAUCGACCUCAAAUCGAUGGAAUUAGAAAUCUAAUUCAAUUCUCCAUAUUUUGUAAAAUUUUGAACUUAUUUCCCAGUUCUACGGCGGAAAGUAUUCAAUCUAUUGCUAAACUUCUGACUUAUCUACACAGUUCUACAUCUUCAUUUUUUUGUAUUAAAUUAUUCAUGUUUAUUUCAAGCAGACCAAAAACAGUAAAACCUUGAUAAAGGAAAAAAAAAUCUAAGUGUUUUGGCUCAAUAAAAUUGUAAUGCCCUGACUGCCAAUGAGUAAUGGAUCUUCCGUACCUGUUCAUUCGACCGUGGACUCUAUUCGGUGCAACAAACUGUGCACGCUAGGUCAAGAAAAAUAUUAUCCAACCAAAUUAUUCAAUAUUUUAACGUUACAUUCAAGUAAGCCUCUCCAAAACAGAAGUACUGAACCCAGGAAAAUGUAAUGAAAACACAAAAGUGAAGACCAUCGUGUAAACCAAAACUAUCUAUAAUAAUAAAGUGGAGUUUUCUCCCACUACAAGCUUCCACGUUCUUUUUUUUGAUGUGGGCAUAUGUCGCCACGUGUCGACGCUCAAUUGGUUACUUCUUUUUUUUUAUUUUUUUUUUCUAUUAUUUGGUUUGGGCUCUUGUGAAUGUGGCCCAUCUUAAAACACGAUCUUCGUCUUCGUCUUCUCCCUUCUCAUUCUCCAACGCGAGGCCCAGAGAUUCAGUCUGUUCAGUAUCCAUAACGCAUCCUCUUUCAAUAACUCUGCAGCUUAACUCCACCUCACCUCUUUUAAUCCACUCCUUCCACUUCAAUUGUUCAAUCAAUUCCCCUCUUCGUAUUCCAUCGUACCUGGCUUAAUCCUCACCUAUAAAUACGACAUCUCACCAUCUUGCAAUGCACACCUCAGAUCCGACGAAAUUUAGCAGUAAACUCUUUUCUAGCAACCGAUUUCGAUUCCGAUGGCGUUCACUCUUCUUAACGACUUGAGAGCCGGCCGAUGCUCCAAUACUGCCGAGGUCCGUCUGCUGAGGCUUUGGGAGGCUAGGAAUAUCAACAAAGGCGGAGAGCUUAUGAGUCUUGACAUGUUGCUCAUCGAUGAGAACUCUACUGUCGUGCACGGAACUGUCUCUGCCCUUCUCCAGCUUAGGUUCAGACAGCGUAUGACCGAGGGAUCUGUAUACACACUAAGCGGCUUCGAUGUGACGCGUAGCAGCCCGAAAUACCGGCUAUCCGAUGCGCCUGUUGCCAUUCGUUUCAAUGAUGGCACCGAAUUUGAAAAGCUAGCAACGACAUCUCGGAGGAUACCCUCGGAGCACUUCCGUUUCCGACCGUACGACCAGAUACUUGGACUAGCAAACACUGGGAGACAACUCCCCGACAUAAUGGGAGAGCUCAGUGCCAUUAGGAGCACCAUAGCGGACCGAAUCCAUGGGGCUCAGCGCGUAAUGCUAAACUUGCGUCUUGGAAGUAUCUUUGGCUCCUUGGCCCUUUCAUUCCAUAACAAGCUCGAUGGGUACGGAAGAGAGCCAAGGAUCGUUGUUGUAACAGCCGUGAAUCCUAAGUUGGUUUCUGGAAAGUUAUAUUUGAAUGGUACUUCUGCGACACGUAUUUUUUUUACUCCGAAACUGCUGUUGGAGCGGAUGCAUUUGCCAGAUUGCCAACUGGUGAUACAGACCAGUCAGGGUCUUCAUCAAAGGUGGUUCACGCACAGAAGAUUGAACCCAUGACGGUUUCAGAGCUUAACCAAUUUAUUUUCACCGCCGAUCCUCAGAUAAUUGAGUUCCUCUGUACAGCCAAGGUGACUGAGAUUCAGCUUGAUGAGGGUUGGUGUUACAUUGGAUGCUCCACUUGCUCCAAGAAACUCAUCCGAGAGGAGACUUCAUUCACAUGCGUCCCAUGCAAUGAAACCAAUGCUGUGGCUAAACUGAAGUAAAUUAUUUUUGCUUGGUGCGUCUUGGUGUCUGUAAAAAAGUACUAAAUUUCAUUCCAAUCCGACAGGUAUCGUGUGAUUCUCUCCGUGUCAGAUGACACUGGUUCAGCAGCUUUCCUUGGUUUUGAUGAAGAGGUUGCUAGCCUGACUCAUGUUCUUGCUUCUGAUGCUGCACAGAUCGUGGUAUGCCCGCUAAUCGACCUCUACGUUUUGAGCGUGAAAUGUUUUAUUGUAUACUUAGUUUACUUAUAUUUUUCCUACACAUUGCAGGGGAUAGGUACUAAUGCCCAAGUUGACAUCGACCUACCUCGCUCGCUCGCUAAUCUGGUGGGGAGUACCUACACUUUCCAGCUCAGGUUAAAGGACUUCAAUUUUGGUCCAAAUCACCGAAGCUUUACCAUAUCUCGCAUUUUCCCCGCACGUGAUCUUGCGCCAAAGCCAACUUUUUCUGUGAGUGUACCUGAGUUCUCUUUAUUUGUAAGUGACGCUCAUAUAUUGAU
Brassica rapa (field mustard) is the source of this 4246-nucleotide messenger RNA. RefSeq lists its product as uncharacterized. The record is from RefSeq and is a predicted model, not a curated record. Lineage: Eukaryota; Viridiplantae; Streptophyta; Magnoliopsida; Brassicales; Brassicaceae.